This is a messenger RNA of Ambispora leptoticha, 230 nucleotides long. The record is from the annotation of a GenBank genome assembly. NCBI's taxonomy places the organism in Eukaryota, Fungi, Glomeromycota, Glomeromycetes, Archaeosporales, Ambisporaceae.
AAGGAAACUGGAACGGAUUAAAGAUAUUAAUACCUGCCAGAAAUAGAAAUGAAGAAAGAAUUGAACCGUAUUUACUUGAGUACAUAUGGCGAAGACAAUAUCAAGGUCAGCUGUGGACCACAAUGAUUGAAGCAAUAAGAAAUGAAUUAUUAAUCGAAGACAAACAAGAAGAUAAACCAAGUAUGGAAAUCGACACAAUCGAAAUACGUGAUGAUCCAAAACAACCCUAA